Cryphonectria parasitica EP155 is the source of this 375-nucleotide messenger RNA. RefSeq lists its product as uncharacterized. Lineage: Eukaryota; Fungi; Ascomycota; Sordariomycetes; Diaporthales; Cryphonectriaceae. The record is from RefSeq and is a predicted model, not a curated record. The transcript is spliced from 4 exons. Bases 1 to 375 code for a protein of 124 amino acids.
AUGGGGGUGAGUAUGUCGCUCUGGAACGAUUCCGAUACGAAUUUGAAGACGAGCCCCAAGCCGAGCCUGGAGAAGAACAUUCCCGCCCAGUCGCUACGAAUACAAAGCAAGACCUUGUGGCUUUUCUCGGACCGGGUCUGGCCCAUUCCCCAGUCCCGGGCCAAUGCGCCUCUUGUUGGUGUGGCAGCCCACGACCGUGACCAGAUCCUCAAUGACUUCUCAGAGAACUCAACAUCUGGUCGCGUCGGUGGCUUCUUAAUCAUCGCUCUCCUCAUCAUCACCACCGGUCUCAUCAUCGUUGCAAUGCUGGGCAAGGAUCAGUCGCUGGAGAGCGUCGAGCUCGUGACGGACAUCACUGCUUGCGUCAAGCGAUAG